CCUCUAUAUAUAACUGAUCACAUAGACUUGUGAUUUAUUGAGCUGUGAAACCGUUUCAAUAUUAUAUUUGUCUUUCUCUAAGUUGUCAGAUGACUUAACAGCAUAUAUAUAUAUAUAUAUAUAUAUAGCAACAAAAGAGUAGUUGGGAGAAUCAAUCUUAGGGAAAUUAAGUGAUCAGAAAUGAGUACUACUACGAAGAGUCAAACGAUGAUACAAAAGAAAAGCUACGGCUCUUUUGGGUCAAUUUUCAUGCAUGCCGAUAGAGCAGAUAUCUUGUUGAUGUUUCUAGGGUUUUUUGGAGCGGUUUGCGAUGGGUUUUCCAUGCCGAUAAUGCUUAUAGUCACCAGCAAACUUAUGAACAAUCUUGGUGAUUCUGACACUUCAAACUCCGAUAAUUUCACCCACCACAUCAAUGAGAAUGCUUUGGUUCUGGUUUUCCUUGCCUGUGGCCAAUGGGUCGCUUGUUUCUUAGAGGGAUUUUGUUGGACAAGAACAGCAGAAAGGCAAGCUUCAAGGCUACGAAUAAGAUACUUGAAAGCAGUUCUAAGGCAAGAUGUGGGCUACUUUGACCUACAUGUUGCUAGCACAGCCGACGUUAUAACUAGCGUCUCAAGUGACAGUCUCGUCAUUCAAGACUGCAUUAGUGAAAAGGUUCCAGUUUUCUUGAUGAACGUAGCAGCUUUUAUUGGAUCAUACGUGGUAGGAUUCUUGAUGCUGUGGAGGCUGGCAUUAGUAGGAUUUCCCUUUGUUAUUUUCCUGGUAAUUCCAGGUCUCAUGUACGGAAGGGCUCUAAUGGGCAUAGCCAGAAAAAUCAGGGACGAAUAUGGCAAAGCUGGAACAGUUGUGGAGCAAGCAAUUUCUUCUGUUAGAACAGUUUAUUCCUUUGUGGGAGAAAACAAAACAAUAGCAGAGUACUCUGCUGCACUAGAGGGAACUGUAGAAUUGGGACUAAAGCAAGGUUUAGCAAAAGGCUUGGCUAUUGGAAGUAAUGGCAUAGUAUUUGCAAUUUGGGGCUUCAUGUCUUAUUAUGGUAGCAGAUUGGUCAUGUAUAAUGGAGCACAUGGUGGCACCGUUUUUGCCGUCGGCGCUGCAAUUGCUAUCGGUGGACUAUCACUGGGUUCUGGUUUGUCAAACGUGAAGUAUUUUUCCGAAGCAAGCGCGGCUGGUGAACGUGUAAUGGAAGUGAUAAAAAGAGUACCAAAAAUAGACUCAGAUAACAUGGAAGGCCAAAUACUGGAAAGCAUAACAGGGGAAGUGGAAUUCAGACACGUGGAAUUCGCAUACCCGUCGAGACCCGAAAGCAUAAUUUUGAAAGACUUAAAUUUAAAAGUUCCAACAGGUAAAACAGUGGCAUUAGUGGGAGGAAGUGGGUCAGGAAAGUCAACAGUAGUAGCAUUGCUACAGAGAUUUUACGAACCACUUGCAGGAGAGAUAUUUGUGGAUGGAGUCGCUAUUGAUAAGUUGCAGCUCAAGUGGCUAAGGUCUCAAAUGGGUUUAGUGAGUCAAGAGCCAGCACUAUUUGCAACUACAAUUAAGGAAAAUAUACUUUUUGGGAAAGAGGAUGCAUCUAUGGAACAAGUUAUUGAGGCUGCAAAAGCUUCUAAUGCUCAUAAUUUCAUCUGUCAGUUGCCUCAGGGUUAUGAUACCCAGGUGGGAGAGAGAGGUGUACAAAUGUCAGGGGGGCAGAAGCAGAGGAUAGCCAUAGCAAGAGCCACAAUCAAGUCGCCCAGAAUACUCCUCCUAGACGAGGCAACCAGUGCACUUGACUCUGAAUCAGAACGCGUCGUGCAGGAAGCUCUAGACAAGGCCGCUGUUGGCCGCACCACAAUCAUCAUAGCCCAUCGCCUCUCAACUAUUCGCAAUGCUGACCUUAUAGCCGUGGUCCAAGAUGGUCAGGUCAAGGAAAUUGGCUCACACGAUGACCUGAUUGAAGAGGAAAACGGACUAUACACCUCCUUAGUCCGUCUCCAACAAACCGAAAAACCAAGUGAUGAAUUCUACAUUGCAUCUACCAAUAAAAGCAUUGCCUUCGCCCCAUCGAAUUUAAAUCCCGGAUCCGUCUCGGACUAUGACAUGCAAAAUACAAGUAGCCGAAGGCUUUCGAUUGUGAGCCGGUCGACUUCAGCAAACUCAGCUGCGCAAAGCCGUAGAGAGGAUCAAAACGCAACAAUUUCCAGUACUACAGAACAAGUAUUUCCUGUACCUUCAUUUAAAAGGCUGCUGGCUAUGAAUUUGCCAGAAUGGAAGGAAGCAACAUUGGGAUGUAUAGGAGCAAUAUUAUUUGGUGGAGUUCAACCAGUGUAUGCUUUUGCAAUGGGGUCAAUGAUUUCUGUCUAUUUCUUGCCUAGUCAUGAUGAGAUUAAGGAGAAGACUAAGAUAUAUGCUCUGUGUUUCCUGGGACUGGCAUUCUUUUCCCUUAUUGUCAAUGUACUUCAGCACUAUAAUUUUGCAGCCAUGGGAGAGCAAUUGACUAAAAGGGUCAGGGAAAGGAUGUUGUCCAAGAUGCUUACUUUUGAAAUUGGGUGGUAUGACAAAGACGAGAAUUCCACUGGUGCUGUUUGCUCUAGACUAGCCAAGGAUGCCAAUGUGGUGAGGUCUUUGGUUGGGGACAGGAUGGCACUACUCAUUCAAACAAUCUCGGCGGUGACCAUUGCUUGCACCAUGGGCCUAGUUAUCGCAUGGAAACUUGCAUUGGUUAUGAUCGCGGUGCAGCCUCUCAUCAUAGUGUGCUACUAUUGCAAGAGAGUGCUAUUGAAAAGCAUGUCUAAGAAAUCCAUAAAGGCACAAGAAGAAAGCAGCAAGUUGGCAGCUGAAGCAGUUUCCAAUCUCAGAACUGUAACAGCCUUCUCCUCCCAGGCCCGAAUCCUUCAAAUGCUCAAGAAAGCCCAAGAAGGCCCACAACGAGAAAGUAUACGCCAGUCGUGGUUUGCUGGAAUCGGGCUUGGUACUUCCAACAGUCUCAUGACAUGUACCUGGGCUCUUGAUUUCUGGUAUGGUGGCAAACUCAUGGCAGCAGGGGAAAUUGGAGCAAAGGCACUCUUCCAGACCUUCAUGAUUUUAGUUAGCACUGGACGUGUCAUUGCGGAUGCUGGAACAAUGACUAAUGACCUCGCCAAAGGUGCCGAUGCAGUUGGGUCAGUCUUUUCAGUGUUGGAUCGGUAUUCCUUAAUCGAGCCAGAGGAUUCAGAAGGUUACAAGCCCAAGAAACUAAUCGGCAAUGUUGAGCUUUGUGGUGUGGAUUUCGCGUACCCUGCUAGACCCAAUGUGAUUAUCUUCAAGGGGUUCUCAAUAAAAAUUGAAGCAGGAAAAUCAACAGCAUUGGUAGGACAAAGUGGAUCAGGAAAGUCCACUAUAAUUGGUCUAAUAGAAAGAUUCUAUGAUCCCUCAAGUGGCACAGUGAAAAUAGAUGGCCGUGACAUAAGAUCAUACGACUUGAGAUCAUUGAGGAAACACAUUGCACUUGUCAGCCAAGAACCAACAUUAUUUGCAGGAACCAUAAGGCAAAACAUAGCCUAUGGAGCAUCAGAAGAAGUGGAUGAAUCAGAAAUAAUUGAGGCCGCGAAGGCAGCAAACGCUCACGAUUUCAUCUCAGCACUAAAAGAUGGAUAUGAGACUUGGUGCGGGGACAGGGGACUGCAGUUGUCAGGUGGCCAAAAACAGAGAAUAGCGAUAGCACGGGCAAUACUGAAAAAUCCAGGGGUGCUGUUGUUGGACGAGGCAACAAGUGCAUUGGACAGUCAAUCUGAGAAAGUAGUACAAGAUGCACUUGAGAGAGUGAUGGUUGGCCGAACAAGUGUGGUGGUGGCUCACAGGCUAAGUACUAUACAGAAUUGUGACACCAUUGCUGUACUGGACAAAGGCAAAAUUGUGGAGAAAGGGACUCACUCUUCUUUGUUAGCUAAAGGGCCUAGUGGAGUUUACUACUCUCUUGUUAGCCUUCAAAGAACACCAAACUCUAGCAACACCUUCAUCAAUUAAUCAUCAUCAAAUGAGAAUAUUCCCAAAUAAUCUUGAAAAUCAGUAGCCUCUUUUUCGUUUCUUGUUUUUCACCUUCAUUCCCAAAGAACUCUUUGGGAUAUUUGUUGGCUGCUUGGAAGUCUUUGUCCCAUUUUAAAUGUAUAGAUAUUUUGGUAUUUUUAUCAAUACAUUUAACUUUAUAGCUGGUUACUUGAAUCA
Messenger RNA from Nicotiana attenuata, 4176 nucleotides. Its product is annotated as ABC transporter B family member 15. Gene Ontology annotation, biological process: transmembrane transport. Lineage: Eukaryota; Viridiplantae; Streptophyta; Magnoliopsida; Solanales; Solanaceae. The transcript has 8 exons. Bases 181 to 3978 code for a protein of 1265 amino acids. The record is from RefSeq and is a predicted model, not a curated record. Gene Ontology annotation, cellular component: membrane. Gene Ontology annotation, molecular function: ATP hydrolysis activity; ATP binding; ABC-type transporter activity.